This is a messenger RNA of Carcharodon carcharias (great white shark), 1321 nucleotides long. It is a transcript of the gene gadd45gip1, whose product is annotated as growth arrest and DNA-damage-inducible, gamma interacting protein 1. The coding region runs from base 15 to 695 and encodes 226 amino acids. The record is from RefSeq and is a predicted model, not a curated record. Gene Ontology annotation, cellular component: nucleus. Lineage: Eukaryota; Metazoa; Chordata; Chondrichthyes; Lamniformes; Lamnidae. The transcript has 2 exons.
GACCCGGUUUCAAGAUGGCGGCGCCCAUGUUGCGCGGCCUCCCGGCGGCUCUGGGCGGCCUCAGGCGGGGGCUUUGUGCGGCAGGCAGCGGCUGCCUGCGGCCCCCGGCGCCCCUCCGGACGGCCCAGGCCUCUUACAACGCCCGGCGCCUGGGCCUGGACCUGAGCGGCUUCUACCUGCCGCACGCCGGGAGCCCCGAGUGGCAGCGCGGCCCGCGGGCCCGCCGCAAGCUGUACGGCCGCUGGGGCAGCGCCUCGGGCGUCGACGCCGCCUCCCUGUGGCCGGAGCCCGGGCAGCUGCAGGAGCUGGUCCGGCACCAGGCCGAGUGGGAGCCCAGCCUACAGCAGAUGUGGAGCAACCUCCGGGCCAAGGAGCUGGAGCAGCAGAAGAAACAGCGGGAGAGGCAGAAGCUGAUCGCAGCCAACAUGGACAAGAUGCCGAAGAUGGUUGAAGACUGGAGGCGGGAGAAGCGGGAGCUGAAGACGAAGCAGAGGGAGGAGAAGGCCAGGCGGGAGCUGCUCCUGUCGGAGGCCAGGGAACGCUUUGGCUACAGCGUUGACCCGCGCAGCUCCAAGUUCCAGGAGAUGGUGAAAGAGCUGGAGAAAGAGGAGAAGAAGAAACGCAAACUGAUGAAGAGGCGUCAGAAGGAAGAGGCAGCCGGGGGCGAGGCGACUGUAAAUGCCGGCGCCUCUUAAACUGACCACAUUUUUACACGCCAGGCUUUGGGAGGUUCUGCAAAAGCGUUUCCGUGAAUCUUGAUUGAACGGGCUCAAUGAAAUGUGAGGACUUUUGACGUGUGUGAAGUGUUCCGUUCCUAGUGACCCGGCCAUUUUUAGUUUAAUAUUUGCUCUUGCCGCUGGCGACGUCACAUUCUAUUGGCUGUUGUCCUGAGACACGGUUUGGGAGGCUGCCUUUGGCCUUGAUUUCGUUGGUACAAAAUGUUUGGGUGGUCUCCGGCGCCCAUUAAAGAAUCCACCGUCUACCGUUUAGACUGGGGGAGGUCGGAGUGGACAAGGAUGGCAGGUCCCCACCCCCCCCCCCCCGCCCCGCCCCUCAAGGUCAUUCACGAAACGAGCUGGACUUCUAUUGACCCUGCGCCGUCGCUGGUUGCGACACCAGCCCUCGAAUUACCAGAUUUGUUCCCGGAAUUUAAUUCCACCGCCUGUUACGGUGGGAUUCGAACUCCCAACUUCCGCCCCCGGCGCUAAAACCACUACGAUUAAAACGGUCUCCAAUGACAAAACCCGAAAGGAUCGUUGACCAAAUUUCCACUUUAUUUCCGAAAGUUAAUCGACAUAAAUUAAAACGAUCUGAUUUCAAA